This is a messenger RNA of Anopheles cruzii, 1542 nucleotides long. RefSeq names its product zinc finger protein ZFP2-like. Gene Ontology annotation, molecular function: zinc ion binding. The record is from RefSeq and is a predicted model, not a curated record. Gene Ontology annotation, cellular component: nucleus. Bases 1 to 1542 code for a protein of 513 amino acids. The transcript is spliced from 2 exons. Lineage: Eukaryota; Metazoa; Arthropoda; Insecta; Diptera; Culicidae.
AUGCAAUCCCUGUGCCGUGUUUGUUUGGAGCAACUGGGUGAAGAGGAGGACGGAUUGAUAUCUAUUUUUCGUGUUUUCUUCCGCGAUGUUUCCGCGGGAAUGGUAAUGAACGAGCUGUUCCAUCUACAGAUCUCGGAGGAUGAUUGUUUUCCCCAGAACAUGUGUGAACGAUGCUUUCUGGAGCUGCAAACCGUGUACUCGUUUCGAGACAAACUGCUCCAAUCGGACAAAUCUCUUCGAAGUGCGACCACGGAAGAGGGUGACCCCAAGGAAGAAUCCUUCUUACCAGACCACAACGUGGCGUCGUGCUUGAUUCCAGCGCAGGGCACAAGUGAACUGAUCGAUCAUAAGUAUACGACGAUCGAAAUCAUCUCUACCGCUUGCUAUAUGUGUGGCAAGCCUAGUAACAAUUCCGGGCAAUCUUACAUGAUACGACCGAUACCGGACGGUGCUGAUAUAUCGGGCUCCGAUUCGACGAGAGCAAUCUGUACUGAGUGCCAGAGGAAACCUGAACUUUUAGAAGAAAAGGAUGAAGAUACCGUUGCGGCGCAGUCCUUGGAUAUCGAUAUACUUGAGCAAUGUUUAACAAAGGAAGCGGGUGGCAGUGAGUUUAAAUGCCCAAGGUUUUGCUGUGUAACACAUUGCAAAGAGAUGUUUGAAAACGAGGAAGAUCUAGUGGAGCAUGCACAGCAGCACCAUUCCCUCAAGCUACGGUGGAAUGAAGAACGGCAGCAAUCGGACAAGCCGUUCAAAUGCAACGUUUGUUUUCGGGCCUUCAACUCAUCGAAAAAUCUGCGCAUUCAUCAGUUUGUCCGAUCGAACCAGUUGGGAAAACUGUACCCGUGUCGCGAGUGUCCUUUCCGUGCCGUCAGCAGUGCGCUACUAACGAUCCACGAGCGAUCGCACACCGGGGAACGACCGUUUGUGUGCACUGUUUGUAAGAAGCGUUUCUUCUCCGAACUCAAUCUGAAAAACCAUCAAGUUUGUCACCAAACGGAGCGACCAUUCGGUUGCUCUUACUGUUCGAAAUCAUUCGCUCGUAAGCGAAAUAUGGAGGAUCACAUUCGGGCGUGCCAUUCGGAGGAGAAGCCGUACCAAUGUGUCGUCUGUUCGGCACAAUUUAAAGUGCAGCAACACUUGCGGCUCCACCAGCGGUUGCAUACGGGGGAAAAACCGUACCGGUGCAGUUAUUGUCCCAUGUGUUUCUAUAAUACCUCCGACCGAAAGCGGCACGAACUGUCCCACACGGGGGAAAAGCCUUAUACUUGUGGUGUCUGUGGUGUGGCGUACACUCGCAAACGUACACUCACCAUCCAUGAACGGACGCAUACCGGUGAAAGGCCAUUUAGUUGUGAUGUUUGCGGUAAAACCUUUAUUCAAUCUUCGCUGCUGAAGAGGCACACAGCGCGGCAUCACAACGUGCAGAUGGACAGAGAUGUGGAAAACGAAGCAGAAUGUGCACAAACUGGGGCAAGUAAUUCCCAAGUACGCACCGUGGAAGGAACGAUCGUAGUCGAAGAAGUGUAUCGAAAAGAUCAAUGA